Molecule: messenger RNA, 345 nt
Organism: Protopolystoma xenopodis
Lineage: Eukaryota; Metazoa; Platyhelminthes; Monogenea; Polystomatidea; Polystomatidae
Source: the annotation of a GenBank genome assembly
AUGUCGCCUGCUUGUUGUGAUCGAUUGCUUGUCGGCGAGAUGGUCCCCUUUCGACCGGCUUGUUUGGGGCUGACAGGGUCUGCGGUCAGCCCACCUGUCGUCUGGCCGGUGCGCCGUCUCGGUCGCCAGCCACCCACUGCGACCCGCCUGAUCCGGCCAUCUUGCCGUUCACUGACCAUGAGAUAUCGAGGUCUUGGGUUUACUGACAAGUCUGUCAUACGGCCAGUAUCAGAUACACGUUCACCUGUUUUCUCCUGUGUCUGUGUCUGUGUCUGUGUCUGUGUAUGGGCUCGUCUGUAUAUGUGCGUAUUUUCCGAAGGCAGUCGGAUGUCUGUCCGCUUCUAG